UCAAAUCCAGCGUGGGCUCUUUUUUUUUUUUGCAUUCCUCUACUUCUACUUGGAAUCACACUCUCUCUCUCAGUGCCCACCUCUCAGAGUCCUCCCUCUCACCCUCUUUCUUCUUCUGCAUCUCCCUCUCUCUCUUCUUCACAGAACCUCUUGGAAUCUGUGUUUAACUCCGUACCUACCUGGGGGGGGUUUGCUGAUACAGAGGGACCACAGACAGGUGAACAGAAGCAGCAACAGCAUGCGGGUGGACCACUUCUUGGUGGUGAUGUGUGCACUGGGACUUGGCCCUGCAGCAUGGGGGGCACCCAGCCAGUGCCCGAGCCAGUGCCACUGCCAUGGAGACCUGCAGCACGUCAUCUGUGAGAAUGUGGGGCUGACCAAGACCCCGCGUGUGUCAGCAGCCACGCGGCUCCUCAACCUACAGCACAACAGUCUGGGUGUCCUGCCCACUGGCACCUUCUCUGAUGCCAAAGGCCUGGUCUCCUUGCACAUGCAACACUGCCAGCUGCGUGAGAUUGCUGGCCAGGCUUUCAAGGGCCUCAAGAAGCUCAUCUACCUCUACUUGUCCAACAAUGAGAUCAGCAUCAUCAAACCAGGGGCCUUCGAGGACCUGACAGAGCUCACCUACCUCUACCUAGAUGGCAACCACAUCAGUGACCUAUCCAACGGCAUCUUUUCACCCAUGAUCAACCUCUUUAUCCUUCAGCUCAAUGAUAAUCGGGUCCAGGAGUUACGUGCAGGCACAUUCACUGGUGCCAAAGACCUACGCUGGCUGCACCUGAGUGGCAACGACAUGACCUCACUGCAGCCUGGCUCACUGGAUGAUGUGGAGAACCUAGCCAUCCUGCAUCUGGACCGCAACAAGCUGGCCACCUAUCCCAGUGCAGCCAUGAGCAAACUGCGUGUGGUGGAAGAACUCAAGUUCUCCAAGAACCCCAUGAAGACUAUCCCGGACAACGCUUUCCAGAGCUUUGGUCGCUACAUGGAGAAGCUAUUUUUGGAUAACAUGGGCUUAGAGAAGUUUUCAGAAGGUGCCUUCACUGGAGUAACAGCCCUCAAGUCGCUGCACCUGGAAAACAACAAGCUAAGGACCCUCCCACGGAGCCUGGAGUUCAGCACCAUCCAGAACAUCACACUAGCCAAUAACCCCUGGAGCUGCACUUGCCAGCUAACUCCACUACGCAAGUGGAUGGACACCAGCCGGCAGCGCCCAGAUGCCACAUGCGUUUCGCCUUCCCAUCAGAGGGGCAAACAGGUGCGGGACAGCCCCGCCUUCAGCAGCUGCCGGGUGAAGACGAGACAGGCCAAGAAGGGGGGGCGCCAUUGAGCAAGGAACUUGGGGGAGGACGUGUCUGAGUGACCGGCGACGAGCACAGAGGAGGGAUGCUACCGCUAACCGCUACACCCAGCUGUAUGGCCCCUUCAUUCUCAUCUCGACACAACAUACAAAUCCUGGCUGGUAGAAGGACACAGAGCAGAACGUCAUCACACUCACGCGCACACAGCACAUCAUCACACUCACGCGCACGCAGCACAUCAUCACACUCACGCGCACACAGCACAGAACAUCAUCACAUUCAUGCGCACACAGCACAUCACCACACUCACGCGCACGCAGCACAGCACAUCAUCACACUCACGCGCACGCAGCACAGCACAUCGUUACACUCACGCGCACACAGCACAGAACAUCAUCACAUUCAUGCGCACACCUGCCUUUCUGUCGGGGGGUCCUAACCCCACGACAAAAAUAUCGUUCUUGAAAGAGCAAAUUUGUAUCAAAGAUGAUAAUUUUGUUUUGCGGGAAAUCCGGAAAAUCGUGGGGGAUCUCGCUCUGUAAAAUUCGCUGACUCGGGGAAGAGGACCCCCUCCCGUAAUGGGCAAGGAUUGUCCCUCUGCUACGGUCACGCAUACACACUUACUCGAAAUACUCAUGAAUAUAUUUUUAUAUGCACGGGUUUUACGCAUACAUGCUUAAGCGCGCUGAACAGCACAGGUAUCUCACAUCUUUACAGCUAAACAUAACCCUCUGCACCUAAUCUCUUUAAAAUUAGGGCAUUUUUUUCAUGGACUUCUGAAAUGCCGAAACUUCCCAGCUGGUAACUACCUUCACCUCUCAGGACGUCCGUCAUCGCCGCCCUGAGGUUAACGGUUAUAUUACACUCUAAAUGGACCGUUGAAAUUAAAGUAAUGCCCCACAAAGCUGAAGCGUAACCCGACAAAACCAAGAGUCUCGGCGGACCCUACGCAGGAACUCCCCGGGCACGCGGAUGCGCGCGGACAGCGGAAGCGUCGGCGCGCCCAUACCCGCGCGGAGACGCGGAAAAUAAUCAGGCACCUAAAGCGCUAAUUGGAAAAAUACCACCCGUAAUAGAAGUAUCUGUAACAUUCAAAGCGAGAUUGCGCCGCUUUCAUACACAAAACUUUUUCAAAAAACAAACUCGAGAAGUUUCAAUAUGUUUUCCAUUUAUCCUGCUUUGGCAAUGCUUGUAUCAUUUCAUCCGUGAAAAAAAUUCCAUGGUUUCACGGCGUAAUGACACCAACAUUUCAACUAAUAUAAAUAAAUACAAAGCAAUAAAGAAAAGAGAGCGCGAUUUACCUUCCAAAUCACUGCAUGGGACAUUAGCAUGCAAACAUUUCCAGACUCUGGGAGCAAGGUUGACGAUUUAAAGUAUCGAUUUGUACGCAUCUUUUGUGUAUAUUGAACACUAUCCUCUUAAGAGGGGGACUUUCUUUUCCAAUAAAUGCCUAAUCAGUAAAUAA
This is a messenger RNA of Brienomyrus brachyistius, 2763 nucleotides long. It is a transcript of the gene chad, whose product is annotated as chondroadherin. Lineage: Eukaryota; Metazoa; Chordata; Actinopteri; Osteoglossiformes; Mormyridae. Bases 239 to 1327 code for a protein of 362 amino acids. Gene Ontology annotation, molecular function: protein binding. The transcript has 4 exons. Gene Ontology annotation, cellular component: extracellular matrix. The record is from RefSeq and is a predicted model, not a curated record.